This is a messenger RNA of Penicillium cosmopolitanum, 963 nucleotides long. RefSeq names its product actin-related protein 2/3 complex subunit 2. Lineage: Eukaryota; Fungi; Ascomycota; Eurotiomycetes; Eurotiales; Aspergillaceae. The transcript has 6 exons. Gene Ontology annotation, cellular component: Arp2/3 protein complex; actin cytoskeleton. The record is from RefSeq and is a predicted model, not a curated record. Gene Ontology annotation, biological process: Arp2/3 complex-mediated actin nucleation; actin filament polymerization. Gene Ontology annotation, molecular function: actin filament binding; structural constituent of cytoskeleton. Bases 1 to 963 code for a protein of 320 amino acids.
AUGCUUCUCUUGGAUUAUCAAAACGUUCUGAUCCAAUCUCUCCUAACGGAGCGGUUCUCUGGUGCUACCCCGGCAUCGAUUGACCAAGUGGUCUCCGACUUUGACGGAGUGACCUUCCACCUCUCGACCCCCGAGUCUAAGACCAAGAUCCUCAUUUCCAUCAAUGUCAAGUGUUUCAAGGAGCUCGUUCAGUAUGGCGCCCAACAGGUGCUGGAGCGGGAAUAUGGCCCCUACAUCGUGACCCCGGAGCCCGGCUAUGAUUUCUCAGUACAGGUCGACCUGGAGAACCUUCCCGCCGAGGAAGAAGCUCGGGAGGAGUUGAUUAUGAAGCUCGCCCUGUUGAAGCGCAACGCUAUGGCUGCUCCCUUUGAGCGGGCGUUCGAUGAGUUCACCAAACUCGCGGAGGAGGCGUCGCAAUACACAUCAGAGUCGGCUCCACAAGGUGUGAAAGAGGGUGGAGAUGUCAUGGCGAUUCACUAUCGCGAGGAAGAGGCUAUCUAUAUCAAGGCUAGCUGGGAUCGCGUGACGGUGAUCUUUAGCACAGUUUUCCGCGAAGAGACGGACCGAAUCUUCGGCAAGGUCUUCCUGCAGGAAUUCGUUGACGCUCGACGCCGUGUGGUGACGCUACAGAAUGCACCCCAGGUGCUUUUCCGCAGUGACCCGCCACUUGAGUUGGAAGGUGUUCCUGGAUUGAAGAACACUGGUGAGGGCGAGAUUAGCUACGUCACUUUCGUUCUGUUCCCCCGGCACUUAACCCCCCAGCGCCGAUAUGAGAACAUCUCCCACAUCCAGACCUUCCGUGAUUACUUCCACUAUCAUAUCAAGGCCUCGAAGGCGUAUAUCCACACCCGAAUGCGCAAGCGGACAGCGGACUUCCUCCAAGUUCUCAACCGUGCUCGACCCGAGAACGAAGAGCGCGAGCGCAAGACCGCCAGUGGCCGAACUUUCCGUGUGCAGAGCUAG